Lemur catta (Ring-tailed lemur) is the source of this 315-nucleotide messenger RNA. RefSeq names its product chromosome 1 C3orf85 homolog (gene C1H3orf85). NCBI's taxonomy places the organism in Eukaryota, Metazoa, Chordata, Mammalia, Primates, Lemuridae. The record is from RefSeq and is a predicted model, not a curated record. The transcript is spliced from 4 exons. The coding region runs from base 1 to 315 and encodes 104 amino acids.
AUGGCAGGUGACUUGCCUGCGAGCCACGAGGCUCCCAAGGUCUAUUUUGACCUUUCUUGCACUUAUUUCUGUCUCACUGCUGAAUUUCUCGGAGCAUUGGGAGCACCAUUUUUGUUGGAAGACCCUGCAAACCAGUUCCUACGUCUCAAAAGGCAUGUGUAUUUGCAGGAUUACUGGGACCCAGAUCACAGUCCGAAUGUGUGGAAAAACACACUGGCUGAUCAGGCUCAUGAAACAUGGACUGCUUUGAAAACAACAGUACAGUAUUACUUGAAUGUGAAUACAUUCAGCUUUGACAUGUUUACUGCCCAGUAA